AUGGCAUCAAAAAUUAUUCAAAAUCCACGACAGCGCAUAGCUGAAAAUUACUUAGUCAUCUGGAUUGAUGGAAAUAUCGACAUGGCAAAUGAAGAUUGUCAAUAUACAAUGGCACAAUUGAAAGCUCUUAUAAAUGAAGUGCAACCGUGUACAACAGCUGAACAAUGUAUUCAACACAUGGUUGACAAUGAGGAGGAGAUAUCUUUCAUUAUCGCCUCUAGUGCAAUAGGACAACACUUGGUACCAGAUAUCCACGACAUGGAAACAUUGAAGGGCAUUUUUAUCUAUUCUGGCCAUGAACAACAACAUCAAUUUUGGACUCAACAUUGGCCAAAAAUCAAAGGUGUACAUACAAGAAUCACACCUAUAUAUGAGGAGCUUGCAGCAGCUAUCAAACAGUGCAACGAAGACAAUAUACCGGUGAGCAUUGUCAGCCUGAGUGAAGGAGGUUCCAGCAAAAAUUUGGAUCAGCUAGAGCCUUCUUUUAUGUAUUCACAGAUAUUCAAGGAAAUACUUCUUGAAAUAGAGCAUGAUCAAAAAGCCGUUCAAGAUUUGGUGACGUAUUGCCAACAGGUAUAUCAAGGCAAUCACAACCAAAUGAAAAUUAUUAAAGAAUUUCAACGUACUUAUCAAGCAUCCAAUGCGAUAUGGUGGUAUACAAGACAAUGCUUUACAUAUAAAAUGUUGAAUGGUGCACUAAGAACACUCAAUGGUGACAUUAUGAUUCGAAUGGGAUUCUUCUUAUGUGAUUUACAUCGGCAAAUCGAAACUAUGUACAAGAACCAGAUCAGUCACUAUAGUGAAAAGAUUUUUACAGUCUUUCGAGGACAAGGUCUAUCGAAAACUGAUUUUGAAAAGAUUGCCAAUAAUAAAGGUGGGCUUAUCUCUUUUAAUAACUUCUUAUCCACCAGUACUAAACGUGAUGUGUCACUCAAUUUCGUCAAAGAAGCUUUACGAACACCCGAUAUGAUCGGCACUCUUUUUCAAAUAACUGUUGAUACUAAUAUUUCAACGGCUCCGUUUGCCAAUAUCAAGGAGGUAAGCCAUUUCAAGGGUGAAGAGGAAAUUCUUUUCUCCAUGCAUACGGUUUUUCGAAUUGGUGAAAUUCGAAAAAACAUCAAAAAUAAUUGCAUUUAUGAAGUAGACAUCAAACUUACAUCAGGUAAUGACCCACAACUUCGUGAUUUAUCAGAUUUCAUACGUAAAAACGUUAGCGGUACAGGUUGGCAUCGAAUGGGCCAACUGUUACUUGAAAUCAGUCAACUGGACAAGGCUGAAGAGUUAUAUCUUACCCUACUUGAACAAACGUCUGACGACAGUGGCAGAGCACAUAUCUAUCAUCAACUCGGAUGGUUAAAAAACUGCCAAGGACAAUACGACGAAGCAGUUACAUUCUGCAAGAAAUCCCUUAAUAUCAAGCGAAAAACUCUUCCCGAAGAUGAUUCCUCCUUGGCUUCUACAUACAGCAAUAUCGGUAAUGUGUAUACAAGCAUCGGUGACUACUCGCAAGCACUUGCAUUUUACGAAAAAACACUAAAAAUACAAAAAAAAGCUCUGCCUUUGAGUCAUCUCGAUUUGACUACUUCCUACAAUAAUAUGGGUAGUGUGUAUGACAACAUGGGUGACUACACGAAAGCACUUGAAUUUUAUGAAAAAUCACUUAAAGUAAUGGAAAUAGCUCUGCCUCCAAAUCAUCCCUCAUUAGCUACUUCCUACAAUAAUAUGGGUAGUGUGUAUGACAACAUGGGUGCCUACACGAAAGCACUUGAAUUUUAG
Rotaria sp. Silwood2 is the source of this 1776-nucleotide messenger RNA. NCBI's taxonomy places the organism in Eukaryota, Metazoa, Rotifera, Eurotatoria, Philodinida, Philodinidae. The record is from the annotation of a GenBank genome assembly.